Molecule: messenger RNA, 679 nt
Organism: Diceros bicornis minor
Lineage: Eukaryota; Metazoa; Chordata; Mammalia; Perissodactyla; Rhinocerotidae
Gene: MRPS14
Product: mitochondrial ribosomal protein S14
Exons: 3
Coding region: 22-408 (128 amino acids)
Biological process (GO): translation
Cellular component (GO): ribosome; mitochondrial small ribosomal subunit
Molecular function (GO): structural constituent of ribosome
Source: RefSeq, a predicted model, not a curated record
UUGACGUUUGCGGCGGACAACAUGGCGGCCUCCAUGCUGAGCUCUUUGCUGCGGACCGUCCGGCAGAUGGUUCCUUCAUCAGCUUCAGGCCAAGUUCGAGGUUACUAUGUGGACUGGAGAAUGUUGCGUGAUGUGAAGAGACGAAAAAUGGCCUAUGAAUAUGCAGAUGAGAGGCUACGGAUCAAUUCGCUCAGGAAGAAUACCAUUUUGCCAAAAGACCUUCAGGAAGUGGCUGAUGAAGAAAUUGCUGCCCUCCCCCGGGAUAGCUGUCCCGUCAGAAUCAGAAAUCGGUGUGUUAUGACGUCCCGUCCACGAGGUGUGAAGCGGCGCUGGCGGCUUAGUCGUAUCGUCUUCCGUCACUUAGCCGACCAUGGGCAGCUGUCUGGGGUCCAGCGAGCAAUGUGGUAAUCAGCUCCAGAACCUACUGAGCUUGCGGGGAAACCGGUUCUGGCAAGAAGACUUUUCUAGUAGACAAAAUCCUACUUUUCAUAGGAUUGAGUAUAGGAGUCUAGUCUAUCUGAUGCUGGUGACAGUUAAAUUACUUUUAAAUUUUAAAUGAAGUUUGGAUCUGUCAGUGAAUUCUGGCUGUCAGUGAAUUAUCUUUUCUCUUGGACUUGAACAUACUGUUCCCACGCAUGGUGCAGAGAGCAGAGUAAUAAAAAUAUUUUCUGUGAAGAUA